UUUCGUCUGGCACCGAUUUGUUUAACACGAAUGUGCCUAUUGAACAGGAAAUUCAGGUAAAACAGGUGAUAGUGUUACAGUUGUCUCUUUGCCACAAUGGCAAUGGCAGCUGAACAGUCAACUUGUAGCAGAUUACUAGUUGCAGCUAUAGACUUUGGAACCACUUACAGUGGAUAUGCUUUUUCGUUCCGUGACAAGCCAAACGAUAUACACACCAACCCAAACUGGGUAGCUGGUUCUGAGAAAUUGGUGUCAAUGAAAUGUCCCUCUUCGGUUCUGCUAAAACCCGACAGGACGUUUCAUUCGUUUGGAUUUGAGGCUGAAAAUAGGUAUAGUGAUUUGGCGGAGGAUGACAAACACCAUGGCUGGUACCUUUUUCGACACUUUAUGAAACAACAAAUUUGAAACUUGACACUCCCAUAGAAGACAUUUCGGGAAAGAAUAUGCCAGCAAUAGAUAUAUUUGCUCAUUCAAUUUCAUUUCUAAAGGAUCAUCUUUGGAAAACGUUGCAUUCAAGGGUAUGUGAAGUUCUUGAAACUGACAUACAUUAUGUGAUUACAGUUCCCGCCAUUUGGGAUCCAAAGGCGAAGCAAUUCAUGAGAAGGGCAGCUUAUAAGGCCGGAAUUCCUAACGAGCAAAUAUCAUUUGCCCUUGAACCUGAAGCAGCGUCACUUUGGUGUCAGGUUGAAACAGAUGACAAGCUCAGUAGACUCUCAGAGCCAUUAACCAAAUAUAUGGUCGUGGACUUAGGAGGAGGAACAGCCGAUAUAACAGUACAUCAGAAAAUGGGCGAUGGAAGUUUGAAAGAAAUUCAUAAAGCAAGUGGAGGAGCAUGGGGUGGUAAUGAAGUUGAUAAGUGCUACUUACAAUUGCUUGAAAAUAUAGUGCAGGCGGAGGCAAUGGACAAAUUUAAGCGAGAGGAAAUGUCUGACUAUUUUGACCUUCUUAGAGAGUUUGAGACAAAGAAAAGAUCGAUAACGAGAGAUAAUGAAGGGAAAAUAACAAUCAAACUUCCCCAAUCCCUGUGCAGACUCGCCGAGCUAGAUGGGAUAAAAAUGGCUGCAAAAAUAGAACGGUUACACGAUACGACAAAAUAUUGCUGGACUGGAGAUAAAUUGAGAAUUGAAAAGGUUGCCGCAAAAGCCUUAUUUACUCCUCCACUAGAAAAGCUUAUUACCCAUGUUAAAAAGAUGUUCGAACAACCAGAAAUACAAGAUAUUGAGGCUAUACUUCUUGUUGGCGGGUUUAGCGAGUGUGAUCUCGUGACAGAAACAUUCGAACAAAGCUUCCCUGACAAAAGACUCCUUAUUCCAAAGGAUGCAGGUUUAGCUGUACUUAAAGGGGCCGUUCGCUUUGGUCAUCAUUUGUAUGCAUUUAAAACGAGAAUUGCAAGAUUCACUAUUGGAGCAGAAAAAUGGCGUCUGUUUGAAGAAAGUCACGACGACCCAGCUAGAAAAAUUAUAAUGUCUGGCCAGGAAUAUUGUACAUGCAUUUUUAAAAAAAUAAUUGAAAUUGGAGAGGAAAUUCCGGCAGCAAUGACGCAUGUAGAGAAAUCGCAUCCAGCUUGUGCAAGUCAAGUGCAAUCUGAUAUUGUAUUAUUUAGUUCUACAAAUCGUCAUGUUACUUAUACAACAGAUAUGGGAUGUCAAAAAUUGGGAACUUUUACAAUUGAUUUGCCGAAAUCAGAAAGCAUUUCCGAGAAAAAAUAUACGAUUUGUUAUUUUUUUGGCGACACUGAAAUACACGUUCGUGUAAAGAUGAAGAAAACAAAUGAAGAGUUUGAAAAAUGGAUUGACUGCUUCUCGACUGAUGAUUGAUUGAUUUCAGUAUUAUGUAAUAACAUGGUUAAAUAUAUCCAAUACAUGAUAAAACAAUAAAAGCAGAUAUCACAUGUAUAAGAAAUGAAACCACUUCAAAAACAUCAUACCUAGGGUAAUACAACAAAGAGACAUUGGAUGAGGACCAAACAAGAAGUGUUUUUUUUAGUGUAAUGUGAGAUUAUGUGUGUUAUAGGAAAGGCAAAAAUAGAUGCGCUCUCUCUAACAAAACGAGAAGGAAUACCAUCCAGAACAGUGGAUAUGUUUGCACCUUGUUUAUCCAGAUCACACUUAUUUAGACGUCAAUUAAAAGAACAAUUAUUAUGUAAAAUUCUUUUUUGAUAAAUAGAAUGAAGAUACUGUUUAUCAUCAAAUAUUUAGUGCUGGAUGUAGUCUUGCAAUAAGAUUUGAUGUAACAGUUCAGUUAAACGUAUUAAAUUCUUCCGCAACCGUUUGUUUAUCAAAACAAAUUCCAUCACCUAUUUUUACUUAGAAGAUGAAUUACCGUUUUAGAUGCUAGAUCAAUAAUCGGCAUUAUUUUGAUUUUGACAUGUACAAGUCGUUUGUUUAAUUGAUAUAGAGUAACAUUGAUUAACAAAUUAUUUGGUGAUUAAAAAAAACAACAGAAAUAAUAUGCAUAAAGAAAGUACAGAACGGCGAAACUGAAAAUAGUGCAGGCACGUUUGAUUGAGCUUGUUAAUGAGCUUACUUGAAAGUACAAGUUACCGUCCACGCUUCCUAGCAUCGGCUUUAACAGAAUUUACAUUUAACAUAAACUUGAACAUAUUUAAAUUUAGGAACAGAUUAAACCUAAAAAUGAUGAAAUCUUGUUUGGAUCUCGAAGCAUCACAUUAGACAUUACAUAUCAAAGCUUUUAAUUGGCCGUAAACGUAAAAAUAUAAUUAAAACAUAUUUUGAAAUUGUAUCAGACUUAAUGAAAUUUUACCCAUGAAAUAUGGUGCUAUAUCAGCCAAAUAUAUAUCCUGUUUGUGAAAAGAAAACAAACAAAAGAAAACAUAAUUAUAAUAAAUAUGAAAGUGUGCGGAACCAACACUCAUAUUUAUUUUAAGACUACUUUCUCUGUUGCUUUCAGUAGCUUUAGCUAUUCAUUUCAUCUUCGGAAAUUAUAUGGUUAUGUUUCUCAAAACGGUUCAAGAUGGCUG
Molecule: messenger RNA, 2980 nt
Organism: Ruditapes philippinarum (Manila clam)
Lineage: Eukaryota; Metazoa; Mollusca; Bivalvia; Venerida; Veneridae
Product: heat shock 70 kDa protein 12A-like
Exons: 5
Coding region: 444-1817 (457 amino acids)
Molecular function (GO): ATP-dependent protein folding chaperone; ATP binding
Source: RefSeq, a predicted model, not a curated record